This is a messenger RNA of Scylla paramamosain (green mud crab), 1825 nucleotides long. RefSeq names its product CLIP domain-containing serine protease HP8-like. Gene Ontology annotation, molecular function: serine-type endopeptidase activity. The record is from RefSeq and is a predicted model, not a curated record. Bases 408 to 1490 code for a protein of 360 amino acids. The transcript is spliced from 11 exons. Gene Ontology annotation, biological process: proteolysis. Lineage: Eukaryota; Metazoa; Arthropoda; Malacostraca; Decapoda; Portunidae.
AGUCUAGGUGAGACUGUGAGGGAGUCACUACUUCCUCCUCCUCCUCCUCCUGCUCCUGUUCGUGCUUCUCCUGCAGGCAGCCAAGCAAAACCGGAUUUUUAUUGUUAUUUUUGUUGCUGUUUUUGGAGUGUGUAAAAGUUUCAAAUACUCACCUUUGUUAGUAACAUUACCUCACCACCACUACUGAAAGUGCUACUUCUGCUGCUGUUAUUACUACCACUACCUCCAAGUCGACAACCUCAUCGGGGUGUGCCUUACCUGUGUACUCUUCAGGAUCAAGACAGGUGGCCAGGAGCGUUCCAAGAAGCAACUCAGGAAGGAGAAAGAAAGGACAGACAGAGGGAGCGAGGGAAAGAGAGACAGAGAGGAAAAGCACACGUAAAGCAAGGAGCUGAGGCUGAGCGGGAAUGGUGCGCUAUGAAUUCCUGACAUUGGUGGUGGUGGCCGUGACGGCUUUAGUGCACUGCCACCACGAAUGCCGCACCCGGACCGGUCAGGAGGGUCGCUGCGUCAGCAUAAGACAGUGCCCCGAGAUGCAGGCGUUACUGCAAAGCAUCACGAGCAACGGAGCGCAGUCAGGCUCCAUGCAGUGGCUACGAGACUCCGUGUGUGACUUCCAGGACGAGACUCCAAAAGUCUGCUGCAAAUACCGGCACAGCCUGGCGUCACGAGGGGCGUCGCUGCUGCCUACUGACUGCGGCAGGACAGUAUUGGUGGAUCGCAUCGUGGGGGGCGUGGACGCCUCGCUCUUCUCAUGGCCCUGGAUCGCACUGCUCAAUGGCCGCAACACUCGCGGUAACUUCUGGAUAUGUGGUGGUGUGCUCAUCUCAGACCGGUACGUCCUCACUGCAGCUCACUGCGUCCACGGCUCUUCCAGAUAUUUGCUAGAUUUCGUGCGGAUCGGCGAGCACCAGCUGACGAAGAAUCCAGACUGCGAGCGUCGGGUGUGUGCCCCCUCCCCCCAGGACAUCCGCGUUGAGGAGAUUGUCGUGCACGAUGACUACGGCAGAGUGCAGGGCUGCCCUCGCUGCCACGACAUCGCCCUCCUCAGACUCGCUACACCUGCACAGCUCAAUCCAGCUCAUGUAGUGCCUAUCUGCCUUCCCAUGAACAUUGAGAAGGACCUCGGCAUCGUCAACAACGACUUUUCCUCUAAAUUCGCCUGGACCGCUGGCUGGGGAACCAUAGAUCCCGCGCGGACGGUACCGGCGGACAUUCUACAAGAAGUGUUCCUGCCCCUUAGUAAGACGUAUUGCAACACCUCCUCCUAUCCUGACCCCAACAUGGUGCUGUGUGCAGGAGGUGAGGGCGCCGACAGCUGUGCCGGGGACUCUGGCGGGCCGCUGGUCAUGGAAAACCCUCGCGUUAAUAUCAACUACGUGGUGGGUCUGGUGAGCAAUGGGCCUACAGUGUGUGGCGCCCGGAAGACUCAGGGUUACUACACCAACGUCCAUUACUACAUCCCCUGGAUCCUACGGCACCUACAUUAGCGGGAAGCAAAUAAAGGGAGUGAACGCGACAAGAGAGAGGAUGAAUGUUCCAGGGCAUUUUAAUGUUAGGAGUGUCGAGGAAUAAAGGGACUGGAAGUAAAUAGCAUCUCUUCAAAAGACAGAUUAUUACUGUCCUUGCUCUUGCGGCAGUUUUAAUAUGGCGCAUCCCUCUGUCUUUAUUGUCUUGCUAUUUUUUUUUUUUUUUUUUUUUUUUUAGUUUUCCUCAUCGUCGGCUCGCGCAUUUCGCGUCGUAUCUUUCAGGGAAUAUUCCGUGUGUCAGGGUGAAAGAAUGUGACGUGAUGUUCUGUCAGGCUAAAUAAAUACUAUUAACUGUU